AUGAUUUCUAAUAUAUUGGGUAAAGUGAAUUAAAAAUUGACAUGGAUGGUAGGAAUAACAAUAGCUGCAAUAGGAGGGGGAUUGUUAUUUUGGAAGAGACAACCAAAACUAAAUUAAGAGAUUGAUCUAUCUGAAUAUUCUGAGGAAUUUAAAGAAGCUGCAAGGAAAGGGAGAAGUUUAGUAGGUUUAAGUUAACCAGAUUAAUUAUGGUUAUAUAGUUUAUACAAAUAAGCAACAGUUGGGGAUUGUAAUGUUCCAGAACCUAUGCGUUUACAUUUAUAAGAUCAUGCAAAAUGGACUGCAUGGUCAAGAUGUAAAGGAAUAAAAAAAGUAGAUGCAGAGAAAUUAUAUAUAAAAUAAAUACAAGAAUAUUUAGAUAAGGGUAUUGAAUGUGAUACAGGUAGUGUUUAGAAUUCUUAAUUUGGAAUGAAAGUAAGUACUAUGAAGAAUGCAGAACAUGAUACUAAUGAAGCAUUUAUUGAAAAGAUGAAUAAAACAGGUUAAAGUAUUGAAUAAGUUUUAUAAUUGAAUGAAAAAGAAUAAUAAAUAUUUUAAGAGAUUUAAGAUUCAAUUGAAAAUACUGAAAAAUUAAAUGAAUUAUUAUAGACAUAUAAUGAUGUAAAAUAUUUGUAAUGUGAAAAUGAAUAAAAAAUUAAAUUAAUUCAUUAAGUUGUAGAUAUUGAGAAUAUUGAAGCUUUAAAAUUAUUGAUACCAUAUUAUAAAUAACAUAAUUUAAUCAAUAUAUAGGAAAGUGUAUCAGGAAUGACUGCAUUACAUUAUGGUUGUCUAUCUGGAAAUAGAGAAAUAGUAGAAUUACUAUUAAAAAAUGGAGCUGAUCCAAAUAUUAAAGAUUUUUCUGGAAUGGAUUGUUUUGAAACUAUAGAUGCUGAAAAUAAAUAAUGGUUAGAAUAAUAAUUGUGAAUAUUAAAUGUGCUUAUAAUAAGUUUAAAUUGCCA
Molecule: messenger RNA, 956 nt
Organism: Paramecium primaurelia
Lineage: Eukaryota; Ciliophora; Oligohymenophorea; Peniculida; Parameciidae
Source: the annotation of a GenBank genome assembly